AUGGAUAAUCGUAAAGCCUUAAAGAGGGUUCUAAAACCGGUGAUUGAAAAGAAGAGGCGAGAUAGGAUAAAUCAAGGCUUGGAUGAGCUAAGGACUAUUCUGCUAAGCAAAACUUCUGACAUGCGGCUGAAAAAUCCAAAAUUAGAAAAAGCUGAAAUUUUAGAGUUGACCGUCGAUUACAUACGAAGAAAAUCAAAUGGAAAUGACAGCAAAGACCCCAUACACGAGCAAACACCGCCAUUACCCAACCCUGUCUAUAGUGCAGGUUUCACAGAGUGCAUCUCCCGCCUGGGCAACUACAUCGACAGCGUGGACCCAUCCCAGAGAGAGAGCUUUGUCCAGGGACUUAGGGACCACCUUGAUACCCACAGUGCCUGCCCUCUGGGGAAGGUGCAGAGCCAGACCUUCCCCCUGGACUUCCAGCCCUGGGGCCCUGCAGCAGAAAGACCAUGCUUCCUGGGCAGAGUAAAAAACAGGAAGGGGAGCACAGUGAUGGGGCAUCAACGAGCCAGCAGGGAGGCCACUUUCCCUUAUAUCAACACCUCUCUUCCCAUCUAUCCCAACACCUUUGUGCUUCACCACCCCCACCCCCACCCUACCCAACACCUCUCACACCCAUACCCAUCUCCCCCUUACUCCCUCUCACCCCCCCCCUCCCCCUGUUACUCAAACUCCUCGCCACCUUUCACCACUACCUCUCCAUACCUCUCCAUGCCAUGCCACUUCCCCUUCCCUCCUUCCCCCUCUCGUCGUCCAUCAGAUUCCUUGUCAUCCCCCUCUCACUCUACACCUCGGCCCGUGGUGCCUCUGGUACCAGCCCAUCCUCCCCUGGUGUCCAGUCCCCCCACCCUUCUAAGUCUCUCUGGCCCUGAGCCCGUAGGCCCAACACGGACUCUGAGGCGGUCACUAUUUCAGAUCCAGCCCCAGGUAGUAUGGAGGCCCUGGUCCUGA
This is a messenger RNA of Salvelinus namaycush (lake trout), 951 nucleotides long. RefSeq names its product hairy-related 1 (gene her1). The transcript has 4 exons. Bases 1 to 951 code for a protein of 316 amino acids. NCBI's taxonomy places the organism in Eukaryota, Metazoa, Chordata, Actinopteri, Salmoniformes, Salmonidae. Gene Ontology annotation, molecular function: DNA-binding transcription factor activity, RNA polymerase II-specific; RNA polymerase II cis-regulatory region sequence-specific DNA binding; protein dimerization activity. Gene Ontology annotation, cellular component: nucleus. The record is from RefSeq and is a predicted model, not a curated record. Gene Ontology annotation, biological process: regulation of transcription by RNA polymerase II; anterior/posterior pattern specification; regulation of neurogenesis.